This is a messenger RNA of Penicillium robsamsonii, 624 nucleotides long. Its product is annotated as sugar O-acetyltransferase. Lineage: Eukaryota; Fungi; Ascomycota; Eurotiomycetes; Eurotiales; Aspergillaceae. Bases 1 to 624 code for a protein of 207 amino acids. Gene Ontology annotation, molecular function: acetyltransferase activity. The transcript is spliced from 3 exons. The record is from RefSeq and is a predicted model, not a curated record.
AUGCUCCGCGGUGAGCUAUACUGGGCAUGGGACGAGGAUCUGCAGGCGAACCGAACAAGAUGUAAACAGGCCUGCGAUGAUUUCAAUGCCGCCGGGACUGCAACAAGGCGUCGAAAAGUAGAGCUAUGGAGAAAUAUUCUCUGCGACACACGUCCAAUGCCACCGUUGAACCCAGACCCGAAAGAAGACGAGGCGCUUUUCGAAGAGACCGAUCCCUUCGUCGAUGGACCGAUUUCUGUGGACCACGGUCUGAAUUUCAAGGUCGGCAAAGGCACCUUUCUCAACUUCAAUCUUCUCGUGCUCGACACCUGCCUGAUCACCAUCGGCGAACGGGUACUGUUUGGUCCAAAUGUCUGUCUUUAUGGUGCAACCCACCCCUUGGACCCGGCUGUUCGACAAGGGUUGAAGGGACCGGAGUGCGGAAAGGAAGUGCACAUCGAAGACGAUGUAUGGAUUGGUGGUAGUGUGAUCGUGCUGGCGGGCGUGCGAAUUGGAAAGGGGAGCACGGUUGGAGCUGGCUCGGUGGUAACAAAGGACGUUCCUCCCUUCCACUUUGUCGCGGGCAAUCCCGCCCGAGUCAUUCGUCGGAUUGAAACGAGCAUGAACCCUGAGGAGCAGCAAUGA